AUGGAGAGAGAACCUAAAGAGUCCUAAAGGGAGUUUGAACUUAAGGCAUAAAGGUAGAUUUCAGAAGCCAGUGCAAUAUACUACAAAUUAUGGCAGCGAAAAAAUCGACAAAGGCAACAAAAACUCGGAUUAGCAAUGACAGCAACAGCUCAAUAAAGAAGAAAACAGUAAAACCCCUCUCAAAGAAAAAACAGCGGGCACUGGAAAAGAGCACCAAAGUCAUGAUUGAAAAGAUGAACACGCACACCACAGAGGAUGACAUCUUCAACAUAAUCAAAUCGAUCGAAACUCAAACUGACACCAAGGCCGUGUCCGAUAGCGAAGUCGAUAAAAGAUCCUCCCCCGCCAAGGGCCUUGGUAGUUUGGAGACGCACCAAUUGAGAAGCGAUCAGGCAAAAGACGAACGCAUACAAGAAAAGGAAAAGGCUGUACAAUCAGACAUAGCAGAGCAGCUGCGGUUGAUAAACGACUUCACCUUAUGAUAUCCGGUGCACCGUCGACGUGCCAGCAAGCAGGCAAACAAACCCUAUAACCUCUUUACUAUGUAAUAUUAAUAUAUGCUCCACAGCUAUUAGUCCUGCGCAGUGUUUCUUUAUCAACAGUGUCUCCGCGCGGUGCCCAAAGCGGGAAAAGGUAAAUAUGCCCGGGCGACAAACUUUUCUAAACCUUUGACUGCAUCUUUUGACUGCAUCAUUUGUAGACCUCUUGAUAAGACCUUUUUGUGUUGUUGAAGAGACGUAGCAGUUAGUGGAAUAGUUUAGAACCAACAACAAGGAAAUCAUGCCAGUGAUGCCUUCUGGUUACUGGCAG
Molecule: messenger RNA, 810 nt
Organism: Pichia membranifaciens NRRL Y-2026
Lineage: Eukaryota; Fungi; Ascomycota; Pichiomycetes; Pichiales; Pichiaceae
Exons: 1
Coding region: 90-482 (130 amino acids)
Source: RefSeq, a predicted model, not a curated record